CUCAUUGGAGUGUACAGAGUCCGGUUGAACUGAACUUCGCUUCUCUCCACCGCACUGCACGCUGAUACACAGUUGAAUCUGUUGCAGCUUCAAAUAUCGGUGCCGUACCAUCUUCAGCUAAAUAAGAAAGCCUCUCCCUGCAGUGAUGUCAUCAAGCCCAGCAGUGCUGAUGCGUCUCAUGGCUUCUGCCUUCGCGGUGGCAGAGAAGGCGGGGGGCAUCGUGAGGGACAUCAUGAAGGCCGGGGACUUGGGAAUUGUGGAGAAGACGGGAGCGAAUGACCUGCAGACGAAAGCAGACCGCCUGGUCCAGCAGUGCAUCUGCUCCUCGCUGACACGCAAGUUCCCCAAAGUCACCAUCAUUGGGGAGGAGGACCUGCCCUCUCAUGAUGUCGAGGAGAACCUGAUUGAGAAUGGUCAGUUUGAGGAGAUCCUGCAGCGAGUCUGUCCAGGGGAGUACAGCGGAGUGCGUGAGGAGGAGCUGGUCGUGUGGGUCGACCCCUUGGAUGGAACGAAGGAAUACACAGAAGGCCUCUUGGAUCAUGUGACUGUGCUGAUCGGGAUUGCAUACGAAGGAAAAGCCAUAGCUGGAGUCAUCAACCAGCCCUUCUACAACUAUGAGCUGGGCCCCAGUGCUUCUCUGGGCAGGACUCUGUGGGGUAUCUUGGGAGUUGGCUCAUUCGGGUUCGAGCUGCGGGAAGUGGCUGACGGCAAACGUAUUAUCACGACGACCCGCUCCCAUAGCAACCAGCUGGUGACGGAAUGUGUGCAAGCCAUGCAGCCACAACAGGUGAUCCGCGUGGGCGGGGCUGGGAACAAGAUCAUCCAGCUGAUUGAGGGGAAGGCCUCAGCUUAUGUGUUUGCGAGCCCAGGCUGCAAAAAGUGGGACACCUGUGCUCCAGAGGCCAUCCUGCACGCUGUCGGGGGGAAGCUGACAGACAUGCACGGGCAGCCUUACCGCUACCACAAGGACGUUAAGCACAUGAACUCAGCGGGAGUGCUGGCCACACUGAGGGACUUCGAGUUCUACGCCAGUCGUGUGCCCGAGUCCGUGAAGCAGGCCCUGCAGAGCGACUGAGAGUGGGCACAGACACCCCUCCCUCCUACGUCUCUCUCUCUCUCAGGACACAGCACCAAUAAGUAGAGACAGGAUACAGGGAGCCAGCUUUUCCUUUGAAAUGUUUGAUUAGAUUGUGGUGUUUAUAUUAAAAAAAAAAAAAAAAAUUAGUAGUAUUAAAUGCUGUUCCAACCUUGAAUGAAUGAACAAAAUCAAUGGUACUGGUGUGAAUGGGGGUGGCUCUGUGCAGAUAAUGGUGAUGUUAUUGUAUAAUCAGUUAUGUGGCGCUGAACUCCCCAGUGAAACCAGUAGCCGUUCUGGUGCUGCUGCAGAAUGUAUGCAGUAGACAAACAGCCAUCAAAUCUGGACAGUUUUCAACUCAAAUUUCAAAACAAGUACAGUCACCAUCAGUAAAUCUUGAUGUCAUGUCAGACGGUACCCAGUCAUAUUGUAUUAGCUUGCUCUAGUUCUUCCAGGAUUCAUGAUGUCUUGCACUGAUACAGUUCAGUAAGUCCUUCAUGCUGGUACAGCAGACGUGAACUUGAACGGUAAGGCACUUUGUGGAAUGCUGCAAUGCAGCAGCUCCUCACAGCAGCACUAGACUGGGCUGGUGUUUCAUUGGAAUUCUGGAACCGUUAACCUGAUCAUGAGGUUUCCAGUAUAACUUGAAAGGUCCCAUACAAUUAAUAGACCGCUCAGAAAUGAUCCCUACGAUUCAUUUCAAAUACAUUUGUGUUUAAUACCAGCCACAAACACCUGACCUGUCAUCCUCUUUUACAACUCUGUGUUAAGCUCAUGAAGUAAAACAGUAUUUGCUGCUGUAAAUAUUCAGUGUCUUCUCUUGUGAUGCCCCCUCCCCACUCCUCAGCCGAGCCUACUGGAGAGCUACUGUCCAAAGUCAUUCAUUUUCAUGAAAAAUGAAUUGAAUUUGGAAGAGUAGGACUGUAUGAUUUACAUCAAAUAAGUUUUGUUGAAAUUGAUUACAAUUUGUUUUGUAUUUUAAAUCUUCUCUGGCAAUGUCUUUUUUUAAUAAAGGGCCCGAUUUUGUCUUUUGGAAA
Molecule: messenger RNA, 2112 nt
Organism: Polyodon spathula (Mississippi paddlefish)
Lineage: Eukaryota; Metazoa; Chordata; Actinopteri; Acipenseriformes; Polyodontidae
Gene: bpnt1
Product: bisphosphate nucleotidase 1
Exons: 9
Coding region: 146-1075 (309 amino acids)
Biological process (GO): phosphatidylinositol phosphate biosynthetic process
Molecular function (GO): 3'(2'),5'-bisphosphate nucleotidase activity
Source: RefSeq, a predicted model, not a curated record